UGCGUUUCACUACAAUCUUCAGGUGUCUUUAAACGAAAAAAUAAGGUGAAUCGUCUAAUUGCGACCGUCAACCAAAAACAACUAGCAACCGACUCAACACAGACAUGGCUCACAACUGGGGUUACAAAAGCACAAAUGGACCUCAUACCUGGGCUGAACACUACGCGGAAGCCGCCGGCGAACGUCAAUCCCCCAUCGACAUUCAAACAUCCGAUGUAACGCUCGAUCCUAAACUGAGUAGCCGACAACUGACUUGGAACUGGCCUAAACACACCGUCGACGUAACCAAUACGGGAUAUUGUUGGAAAGCGCACGUACAUGGCGAAGAAUCGAGUCUGGAAGGCGGUCCACUGAAGGACAAGUAUCAAUUAGAACAAUAUCAUUGUCACUGGGGAGUAAACGAUAAUGUUGGAUCUGAACAUCUGGUCGACGGGAAGGCUUAUGCUGCUGAGAUUCACUUCGUUCACUGGAAUACAAAGUACGGCAGUUUUAGCGAGGCAUUAAAGCACGGCGAUGGUCUGGCCGUAUUGGGCGUCUUUGUGGAGGUCGGUAAAGAACACGGCGAGGCAAAUAAUUUGAUCAAGGCCCUAAAUAACAUUCGAUUUAAAGAUGAAACAGUAAAAUUCAACGAUCACCUAGAGCUAGAUCCUUCUAAACUUAUGCCAGUCAACGAACCACGAUCUUAUUGGACAUAUUUGGGUUCGUUAACGACACCUCCUUGCUAUGAGUGCGUGAUCUGGAUCGUCUAUAAGGAACCGAUUCAAAUGUCGCAUGAGCAGCUGGAAGCCUUCCGCGCAAUGUAUUGCGGAGACAAGGAGCAAUGCUGCGCCGCAAAUGAGAUGGCCGAAUGCAUCUUGACAAACUACCGACCAUGUCUUCCGAAGGGUGAACGAUGUGUUCGAGCCAGCUAUACAUAAGUUUCACAAAAGAAGAAAUGUCUAAUUUAAUACUACUUCACUAGUUUCUUCAUCAGAGGGUUGUAAAUUUCACUUGAAUUGUAACAUGUAGAUUGGAUUUUUCCUUGUCCCAAAAAUAACGAAUUCUUAUGUGCCAUUAAACUUAUUUGGCUUUUAGGCUUCCACUGCCAUUCCAUAGAAUGAUUUAAUAGUUUUAGACGUUAAGAACUUCUUACAACCGAAUUUAUACUACAGUUCAAUUAGAGGGGCAGAAAUAAUGUCUGUUUACCUGCUCAUGUUGUACAUCACUGUCAUUAAAUAAUACAAAUCAUAUUGAUCUGAAAUGAAAAAUAAAAUUUAGUUUAAAGUUC
This is a messenger RNA of Daphnia pulex (common water flea), 1267 nucleotides long. Its product is annotated as carbonic anhydrase 2-like. NCBI's taxonomy places the organism in Eukaryota, Metazoa, Arthropoda, Branchiopoda, Diplostraca, Daphniidae. Gene Ontology annotation, molecular function: zinc ion binding; carbonate dehydratase activity. The transcript has 7 exons. The record is from RefSeq and is a predicted model, not a curated record. The coding region runs from base 105 to 917 and encodes 270 amino acids. Gene Ontology annotation, cellular component: cytoplasm.